Beta vulgaris subsp. vulgaris (sugar beet) is the source of this 556-nucleotide messenger RNA. Its product is annotated as cytochrome b-c1 complex subunit 8. Gene Ontology annotation, biological process: mitochondrial electron transport, ubiquinol to cytochrome c. Lineage: Eukaryota; Viridiplantae; Streptophyta; Magnoliopsida; Caryophyllales; Amaranthaceae. The coding region runs from base 135 to 353 and encodes 72 amino acids. The transcript has a single exon. The record is from RefSeq and is a predicted model, not a curated record.
CCCCUCUUUUUUCUCCCCUCAUUUCUAGAAAAUUCAAUCACUCACCUCACUUUCUCCCAAUUUCGCAGCAUCCCCAAAAUUUCCGCAAAUUAGGGUUUUCAGAUCUUCAUCAUCGUCGUCGGAGAACGCAGAAAAUGGGGAAGAUUCCGGUGAAAAUGAAGGCAGUGCAAUACGCUUUAUCUCCAUACCAGCAGAAAGUGAUGCCUGGAUUAUGGAAAGAUCUGCCUGGGAAACUGAGCCACAAAGUGACGGAAAAUUGGAUCAGCGCGACGCUUUUGCUUACUCCUCUCGUCGGAGUUUACUCCUAUGUUGGAUGGUACCAGGAGAAGGAGAAAUUGGAACAUCGCUUUUAAUUUUUUUUUGAUUUUUCGAGGUUUUUCUUCGUAUUUUAUCUCUCUCUAUUAUCAAUUGUCUGAGUUUAUUGUGUUUUUAAUCUCAGAUCUUGGGUUUUUGUUAUGGGGGAAAUUGUAGAAGUUAUUCUACUCUUGGAUUUAAUGUGAAUGAUAAAGUUUCGGUGAUAUUUGAACAAAGUUGGAAUAAAUUUGGGUUGGUUUUA